This is a messenger RNA of Diatraea saccharalis (sugarcane borer), 1440 nucleotides long. NCBI's taxonomy places the organism in Eukaryota, Metazoa, Arthropoda, Insecta, Lepidoptera, Crambidae. The record is from the annotation of a GenBank genome assembly.
GUUCAUUCAUCUACAGUUUUUUGUCUUGGAUACAAUUAUUUAUUUUGUGCUAACUAACACCCAAACAAAUAGUAAAUAAUGCCUAUAACCUUUUGAAAAUGUCUGAAAAAACUGAUAAAAUAUACCGCACAAUGCUAUUACGACGCAGAUUUUGCAAACGCAUACUUUUCAUGGUGUUCGUAUUCGGUGUAUCAUUUUAUGUUUCUGUGUUAUUGUUUGGCGACUUGAAGAGCCCUAGAGUAAUGAAUCUAGCUGAUUUAGAUCGCUGUCCGGUUUGUUAUGGAGUCUCUGUGUGCCCUGAACUGUAUUCUAAUCAGAUAAUAAUGGAAUCUGGUCGUCAUUGGGGUGCUUUUUUUAAUGCCAAAAAUAUUUAUUAUGGUUACACGAGAUCAAAUCGAAGAGUCGUUUUAAAGAAAUUAGCUCAUGAUUGGGAGCUGAAGGAGUUUGAUUCGAAACUUUGCAAGUCUUGGGGCUUAAAGCGUGGAUGUAAGCCUUUACAGCUUCUUAAUAUUUCGAAUGUUGAUAAUGCAAUAUUGAACAAUAUUCAGUAUAAUAUAUCUUGGCCAGAAACUGAGCCUCGAAAAGGUUUAGUAUUAUGUCCGUACACAUACAGCUUCUAUGAUUUAAUCCAACCUGUUCUCAACAAUAAAAAAUCAAAUAAUUAUAAAUCUGACAUGAUUAAUGUCUGGACAAUGAUAAAUAUAAAUCCAGAACCUAUUAUAUUGCAGAUAAUACCCAAAUCAAAAGGAUGGCCGGUACCUGCUUUUGGUGGUGUUUGUGGUAGACUCGAAGUAGUGGCUUAUGAGGGUGAACCACUUUCCUCUCUGUUACAUAUUGAAUGGCACAGGAAAUUGAAGUUUGCAAAAGCUAUUCUAGAAGCAGCGAUGGAUUUCACUUUCAAACAUGAUAAAUUCCGUUUUUACCUGAUGGACUGGUCGUUGGACAACAUAGUAGCCAAUGAGAAGGAUGAUAUAUCUUUUGUUGAUUUAGAGGACUUUGUAAUAUUAGACAAACAGAUUUCACCUAGAAAAGACUUGCCGAAUUGGUACCAGCGUUACUCCAGGGAAACAGGUCCUGGCUUUACAUUUUCUAUAGAAAAUAUGUGUAAACAUCAUCUCAGUGACCACAACAUUUGGGCUGCAUGCUACGUAUUAGCCGGUGAAGAAAAUCCACUAUUGUAUCCUAUACCAAAAGAUGUAAAUGCCUCAAGACCACAUUUCAACAGAUUAUUAGUGGAAUGCUUGAAUGGUGAUGAUAGGUUUCGUACAGUUACUAAGUUACAAAAUGUCAUAACAGACAUGCUAUUAGAUGAGAAAAUUGUUGGAUUUGGUGUAGUAAGAUGAUAGUUACUAAGUAAUAUUGUGAUAUUAUUAUUUUGUUUGGGUGAUUUAUUUAAUGCCCAUCAGCACAUCCAUCCUACAUGGUGACAUUUUUUUUAUU